AUGCAUGCAAGUAUAUGCUCGCAGAAGUGUCUAAACGGCGGGAAAUGUAUACAGAAAGACACGUGCGAGUGUCCUAAAGGAUACUACGGAUUGCGCUGCGAAUAUUCGAAGUGCGUGAUCCCGUGCCUGAACGGGGGCCGGUGCAAGGGGGUCAACAAGUGCCGCUGCCCGCCCGGCCUCGGGGGCAACCACUGCGAGGUGGGCCGCAGGGGGGGCGAGUGCGUGCGCCCCUGCCGCCACGGGAUCUGCCGCGCCGGCGCCUGCGUCUGCGAGCCCGGCUGGCGCGGCAGAUACUGCCACCGCACUCAAGGUUCUUCAGAAGAAUCAGGUGAAUUUAAAAGGCCACGG
This is a messenger RNA of Iphiclides podalirius (scarce swallowtail), 348 nucleotides long. The record is from the annotation of a GenBank genome assembly. Lineage: Eukaryota; Metazoa; Arthropoda; Insecta; Lepidoptera; Papilionidae.